AUGUCUCAAACCGCAGCUGUAGUUGAUAUGCCCGUUCAGGCAAACGAUGACAUUGCUGUUGUCGGAUUUUCUUUCAGGCUUCCCCAAGAUGUGAACGACGAUAUGAGCUUCUGGGAAGUCCUGGACGGCCGUCGAAAUCUCAUGACCAGCUUUCCGGAUGAACGCAUGGACGCCAAGUCUUUCCUGGACACAAAUGCCACUAAGCCCUAUCCUCGAGGAGGCCAUUUCAUCACAGAUGAUAUCACCUGCUUUGAUGCCCCUUUCUUCUCGGUAACAGCGAAGGAAGCUGCGGCAAUGGAUCCGAUGCAGCGUAUGACUCUAGAGACUGCAUAUAGGGCCUUUGAAAAGGCCGGUUUCACAACAAGUGCCCUGAGAGGUUCAAAGACGGCUGUAUUCCAUGCGUCCAUGCUGGAAGACUACUCACGAUUGAUGGCAAUGGACCCUGAUAAUGUGGAACGCACCACCAUUACCGGUGGCACGGUAUCGUGCAUGAUUCCCAACCGCAUCAGCUGGUUCUUCGAUCUGCAUGGACCAAGUGUCCAUUUGAACACGGCAUGUUCCAGUGGCCUGGUUGCCGUGGACAUGGCAUGUAAGACACUUCGGAGUGGUGAUGCAUCAUGUGCCCUUGUCACUGGUGCGAAUCUGCUCUUGGACCCGACCAUUUUCCACUUGCUGUCAAAUCAGAACUUCCUGUCACCGGACAGUCGGUGCUACAGCUUCGACCAGCGGGCCAACGGUUAUGCCAGAGGCGAGGGCAUUAUCGCCGUUGUGCUGAAGCCCGUCUCUGCAGCCGUGCGGGAUGGAGACAUGAUCCGUGCCGUCAUUCGGGCAUCGGGCUCGAACCAGGAUGGACACACCCCGAUCAUCACACAGCCCAGCCAGCAGGCCCAGCAAGAGCUGAUCCAGCACGUCUAUCAGCAGGCGAAUCUGUCGCUUGCCGACACGCGAUAUGUCGAGGCUCACGGAACUGGAACCCCCGUGGGAGAUCCGAUCGAGGCAAGAGCCAUCGGUCGAGUGUUUCGCAAGUUCCGAUCCGAGAAGGAGCCGCUUUACAUUGGCUCCGUCAAAUCGAACAUUGGCCAUCUCGAAGGUGCCAGCGGCCUUGCCGGCUUGCUAAAGGUCAUCUUGAGCCUCGAAAGAGGCAUCAUUCCGCCAAACGCACUCUUUGAGACGAUCAACUCUACCAUAGACGCGGAAUUCUGGAAUAUUGCGAUCCCCGACAAAAGCAUCCCCUGGCCCAGCAAAGGCGUUCGUCGGGCCUCGCUCAACUCCUUUGGCUUCGGCGGUUCCAAUACGCAUGUUGUGAUUGACGAUGCGCUGCACUACCUCAAGGAGAAGAAUCUGCCUGGCAAUCACUGCACAGUUGGGGCUGCUGGCGACGAGGAUGUGGCCAAUGGCUCGGCGGACUCGACAUCAUCCCCGAGUAUCGACGACUUCUCCAGCACGGGCGACCAAGCCAUUGCUGAUCUCAAGAGAAUUGCACGUGCCAAAGUAGCCGCUGCUACGUCUCCGCCUUCUUCCACAGCCGAAGGUCUUCCUAGGCUGCUUGUGUGGAGCGCCGCAGACGAGCAGGCCGCCAAACGCUCCCUACGCGACCAGGAGCUCUUCUACAAGGAGAAGAUAGCGGGCAACCGUGCCAAGCUAGAUAGCCUGGCCUACACGCUGGCAGCUCGCCGGUCACACAUGCUCUGGAGAAGCUUUGCCAUUGUCGCGGAAGACGGUCUUUCAGAGGCUCAAGGUGGCACCGCAGAUCUUGAUCCUGUGAAGCCCAUGAGGAGCUCUCCAGAUGCUACUCUGGCCUUUGUGUUCACCGGACAGGGAGCCCAGUACACAGACAUGGGUUGGGACCUGGUCAAGUAUCCCGUAUUUGCCGAUACGCUCCGGCAGAUUGAUGGUAUCUACCAGAGCCUUGGAUGUACAUGGUCGAUUUUCGAUGAGCUGCGCUCCAGCAAAAACAUCAACUUGCCAGAGUACAGCCAACCGUUGUCGACAGCGGUUCAGAUCGCUCUGCUGGAACUGCUGGCCAGUUUCGGUAUCGCUCCAAAGGCUGUUGUCGGACACUCUUCAGGAGAGAUUGCCGCUGCCUAUGCCAUUGGUGCCCUGUCGUUACAAUCAGCCUGCAAAGUCUCGUACUUCAGAGGCCAACUUGCAGGAAAAUUGAGAGUCGCUAAUGAGGCAUCUCCUGGAGCUAUGAUGUCUAUCAACUUGGCGGAAGCUAAUGUCUCGGAGUACCUCUCCAAGAUUGGUGCUGAGGCCAGCUCUGUCUGCGUGGCCUGUAUCAACAGCCCUCUCAACUGCACCCUGUCCGGUCCGGAAUCGGCUAUUGAUGCCAUCAAAGCGCAAGCUGACAAUGAUGGCAUCUUUGCUCAGAAGCUCAAGACUGGGGUUGCAUACCACUCGCGGGCAAUGGAAGCUAUCGCCGAAGAAUACUUGGCGCUGAUGGGAUCACUCGAGAGCGCCUCGCGUCAGGAUCUCAAGGUUGUUAGCGGUAUUCCCAUGGUAUCAUCCGUCUCUGGCAAGGUGGUGCGUCCGGCUGCUCUGGCAAAGGGUCAAUACUGGGUCGACAACAUGGUUUCCCCCGUCCGCUUCGCCGAUGCUGUGCAGCUGCUGACCCAGGAGCCAUCCAAAGUCAAGGUCGGGCUGAGCAACAUUACUGAUCUCGUCGAGAUUGGCUCUCACCCUGCUCUGCGAAGAGUGGCCCAGGAUACAAUCGGCCAGGCUAGGAACAAGAAGCGCACCAUCCGAUAUAGUGCUGCACUGCAGAGAUCUCAUCCUCCUAUCAAGACGACAUUGGAGCUUGUGGGACAGUUGUUCUGCUUGGGGCACAACGUAUCCAUCGAGGCUGUCAACCAGACGCCCAUCGCUCAGCAUGGCAGCUUUUCGAAGAAACCAAACUUCCUCAUCGAUACACCCGAGUAUCCUUUUGAUCGGUCUCACAAAUACUGGGUGGAAUCACGAAUUAGCCGCGACUUCCGACUUCGUGGCAAUGUCAAGGGUGACGUGCUCGGAGCUCGAGUAUCCGAUUGGAACCCUCUGGUUCCUCGCUGGAGAAAUCUCUUGGCUGUUGAGGCUAUUCCAUGGGCUGGCCACCACAAAAUCACAGAUACGCUUCUGUAUCCUGCGGCCGGAAUGUUGGUAAUGGCUAUUGAGGCUGUCCAGCAGAUGAUCCCCGAAGGGCGGGAGGUAGCCGGCUUCCUCGUCAAGGAGGCAGAGUUUCUCAAUCCCAUCAUCAUUCAUGAGAAAUGGGAGGAUAGAACCGAGACCCAAGUUCAUCUUCGGCCAUUGAAGACGCUAACGGCAGACGACGAGAAUGGCCCCGCGUUGUUCGAAGUGGAUAUCUUCUCUUAUACGCGUGACAGCUGGACGAAAUGCUUCCACGCCAGCCUCCAAGUCGAUUACGAGGAGCCGACAAGCACGUACGGCAAAGAGCAAAGGCACCUUCGCCACGACAAAGCCCGUGACCAAUACAACCAAGCUGCACAAUCGUGCAUCUUGCCCAUUGAUUCCACUACCCUCUAUCGUGAGGCGGCUGAAGUAGGCCUUCAGUAUGGAGAAUGGUUUCAACUUCUGCGAGACGUGGGUUGGGAUUCUAACGCUACCGCCGUGGCUCGUGUGGAUGUUUCCAAGGAUAGGUACAAGACCAAAAGUCUAGUGCAUCCGAGCGUCCUUGAUCAGGCUUUCCACGUAUUGCGAGUGAGCGCCGGCCAGCAGCCGACCGCUAAUGUUCCCGCUCGUUUAAGAGACGGUUGGUUUGCCUCCAGCCCCAAGUGGCAAAGCCCUGAGACUGGCAAUAUUCGGUGGAUGGCGACAUCUACUUCGGUCGCUGACCUCGACGGGGCUCAAGGUUAUGGUGAGCAAGGCACAAUCGUUGCCCUGGCUGACGAUGGCACUGUGCUAUGCACGAUAGGGCAGGCCACCACGGCGUCCAUCUCCAACAACGCAAAGGCGACGGACAAGAAGCUGCUCUACAGUGUCGAAUGGAAGCCACAGCUGAGCAUGCUUGAACCAGAGCAGUUAGCUCGCAUUUGCGAAGCUGAUUCGUUUGAUAACGACGAGACGGCAGUUGUAGAGAAUCAUACCAGCAUGUGCUUAGCGCUGGAGCUCUACUCAAUGAGAGUCCUUCAGAAGCUCGACCGGACCAAGGUCCCGGAGGCUCUGACUCGCCACGUUGAGUGGAUGGAGCACCAUACCGGCAACAUGAGCCCCGAAAAGAGACGACUCGGAGAAACCAUUAGUGACGAGGACUUGGAAGCUCGGCUGGUCAAGGUUGAAGAGACUCUCCCGGCGUGGAAGCUGUACACCACCUGCGCUCGGAGGCUCCUCGAGAUGCUCACAGGAGAAGUUGACCCUCUGCAGGUGGUGUUCGGAUCAGACCAGGCAGAACUCUUUUAUGCUGAACUCUUCCAGAAGCUUUGCCAAGAUGGUCGACUUGGUACGUUCUUGGACUUGGUUGCUCACGAGCGUCCUGCUCAACGAAUCCUCGAAGUCGGAGCUGGUACGGGCGGCAUGACAAAACACGUUCUAUCACUUCUGCAGCAGCGCGAGAAGCGAACCGGAGGCUCUAGCUUCUCCGAAUACACGUAUACUGACAUCUCCCCGAUGUUCUUUGAGCGUGCGCGUGAGCGAUGGCCUGACCUCGCAUCUCAGGGCCGCCUUACCUUCAAGACUUUCAACGUGGAUAAGCCUAUCGAUGAGCAGGGAUUCGAGCCCGGCUCCUAUGACAUCGUCGUUGCAGCCAGCGUGCUGCACGCCGUCCCUCUCCUAGAGACCAGUCUGAAACAAGUCCGUAGGGCGCUGCGGCCGGGCGGUCGUCUCAUUCUACUCGAGGUCAUUGAUCCAGACGACAUCGCGACCAAUUUCAUGGCAGGUCUGGUGCCCGGAUGGUGGGUGGCGAAGGAGGCCUGGAGGCCGCAUUCUGCAGCAAUUACUGAGAACCUUUGGGAUAAGUGCUUGCGAGAUAAUGGCUUCUCAGGCAACGAUGUGAUAUUCCGCGAUUACAAGAGCGAUGAAUGUCACAUUGCCAGCAUCAUCCUCACAACGGCCGUCGAAGAGCCUCAGCCGGCUCCCGCGACCAAGCCGGGCAAGCUUGUCAUCAUUGUUGAUGAGCAAAAGUCCUAUCGACAGACUCGGCUGGCUGGACUGGUGCAGCAGCAACUGGAUCCUCAAGGCAUCAAGGCUUCGAGAAUCUGUGCCUUCUCUUUGGACGAGCUGACGCAGUCUCUCGAUGACUUGACCGCGGAAGAUACUGUGGUCUGCAUCGCUGAGGUCAAUAACCAGCCUCUGCUCUCUAACCUUUCAGAAACCAACUUCAAGUGCCUCCAGUACUUGGUGGGCCAAACAUCCAAACUUCUCUGGGUAACGGCCAGUGGCACGGAUAGUGAAGAGUACGCCGAUUUUGGAGCCGCUCAGGGAUUGUUCCGCUCGAUCCGAAUCGAAAAGCCCAGCAGCCAGAUCAUUACGCUUGCCAUGGAAGGCAAAUUGGAGUCUUUCAAGAUCGCGCACUUCAUUGAAAGCGUCUUCGACGCUAGCUUCGGGUCCUCGCCUUCUCGCGAGGUUGAGUAUCUCGUCAAGGAUGGGCUUUUGAUGACCGGAAGGGCCGUUGAGGAUUUAUCUGGCAACGAAACUCUCACAUCUCUCUUGUCGCGCCGCCUGCAGCAAAAGUCCUGGUACGACGGACCGGCACUUAAGCUCUCUGUCGGCACUCAGGACGGUGUGACCACCUUGCAAUUUGUCCGGGAUGGUCAAUAUGAGAGUGAACUGGGGGCCAACGAGGUUGAAGUUGAUGGCAAAGCCUGGAGUGCUGAUUAUAAAGACGCGCAAGCUGCUAUGGGACGCCGCAAAGUGCCUCAUAAUGGUCUCGAGCUGGGGAUUGACUGCGCUGGUAUCGUCACUCGGGUUGGACGAGAUUGCGAUUCCAUCAAACCCGGCGACCGAGUCUGCAUGGUGGCUCCAGGCUGUAUGCGGCAGUAUCCUCGCGCAGACGCCAAGGCCAUUUGCAAGAUUCCGGAAUCAAUGUCUUUUGAGGAAGCCACGUCUGCUCUCAUCCCCACCAUGACAGCUUACCACGCCCUGGUUGAAGUUGCCCACCUCGGUGAGGGAGACAAGGUUCUGAUCCAUGCGGCUGCUGCGAGUGCCGUGGGCCAGGUUGCCGUUCGUGUGGCUCAGAUGCAGAGUGCUGAAAUCAUUGUCACCUACUCAAGCCCAGUGGAGCAAGAAGCGCUGAAGAGCAUGGGCUUGGCUGAGGACCACAUCCUCGACGUCAAAACAAUCACCUUUGCCCAGCGUGUCAUGGAGCUGACUGGCGGAGACGGAGUGGAUGCUAUCUUCAAUCUGCUCGCUCAAGACGACAUUACCAGAGCUUCAUAUGAAUGCUUGGCUUCUGGCGGGCACUUCCUAGAGAUGAAGCGCACCAACUCCGAUGCCAGCACUACUCUUUCUCUCGGCAUGCUUGACCGAAAUGUCAGCAUCUCCAUCAUCGACGUUGUCGGCCUGAACCUUAAGACGACUGGCAGGCUGCUGAAGAAGACUAUGGAGCUCCUGGAACAAGGCCGAAUUGGACGUCUUCAGCAAUUGCGUUGUUUCAACGCAUCAGAGGUUGGAAAGGCCUUCCAAGAAGUCCAAGGAGGUGGUGCCUCACAUCGUGUAAUCAUCAUGCCACAAGCUGAUGAUGUAGUACCGAAACUCAUACAGGAGCAAAGAAGCUGGAAAUUUGACGAGAACGCAUCGUACUUGAUCGCUGGAGGAUCUGGUGGCCUCGGCCGAGCCAUUGCGAGGUGGAUGGCUGACCGCGGAGCCAAGAACCUGAUUCUACCAUCUCGAUCAGGAGCUGCUACCAAGGCUGCCCGACAACUAGUCGACGAACUGACAGCUCGCGGUGUCAACGUCGUGGCACCCCAGUGCGACGUGUCUUCGGAAAAGGAGCUUGCUGAUGUUCUGGACGAGUGCGAUCGCACCAUGCCGCCCAUCAAAGGCUGUAUCAACGCGGCCAUGGUGCUUCAGGACGCCAUCUUCCAGGAGAGCAUGACUUUUGCCCAGUGGGACCUCACGAUGCGCUCCAAGAGGCAGACUUCGUGGAACCUGCACCAUCUUCUGCCAGUGGAUCUCGACUUCUUCAUCAUGCUGUCCUCCCUUGCUGGCGUCAUUGGUCAGGUGGCCAGUGCAAACUACUCGGCGGGCUGCUCGUUCCAAGACGCUCUCGUAAGACAGCGGCUUGCUCAGGGGAAAACGGCCUUGUCUCUCGACCUUGGCUGGAUGCGCAACAUUGGCAUCGUCGCCGAGAAUGGCGCGUAUCAGAAGCAGCGCGAGAACUCUGAUGACAUGAACCAGAUCGAGGAUACCGAGCUGCUGGCCGCGCUUUCCAUAUUCUGCGACCCAACCGCUCCUCAGCCCGCCAUCGUGUCGGAGGCCAGGGGCCAAGUUCUCUUCGGGCUCAGGACUCCCAUUGAUUGUCUUACCCGCGGCCGCAACCCACCUCAGAAGAUGGAAAGGCCGCUGUUCGCCCCCUUUUCCGUUGCUCCCGCCUCGGCCGCCGGAGCAGGUGCCAAAGUCAAUCAAGAGGCCUCGGUGGGAGUACGCUUCCGACAGGCCCCGGACUCGGGCGAGCGCACUCAAAUCGUGUUGGACGCCCUGGCUGGCAGGCUGGCGAGGGCCAUGUCCAUCUCGCCUGCCGAUGUCGAGCUGAACAAGUCGCUGUCGCACUAUGGCGUCGACUCUCUGAUGUCUGUUGACCUGCGCAACUGGAUUUCGCGGGAGCUUGGUGCCCAGCUCACUGCUUUUGAGAUUAUGGGUGGCACCUCGAUUGCCAAGAUUGCGGAUAUGAUUGUUGAGCGCAGCACGGUUGGGAAGCUGUAG
Molecule: messenger RNA, 7851 nt
Organism: Trichoderma citrinoviride
Lineage: Eukaryota; Fungi; Ascomycota; Sordariomycetes; Hypocreales; Hypocreaceae
Product: polyketide synthase
Exons: 11
Coding region: 1-7851 (2616 amino acids)
Biological process (GO): fatty acid biosynthetic process; secondary metabolite biosynthetic process
Molecular function (GO): oxidoreductase activity; fatty acid synthase activity; 3-oxoacyl-[acyl-carrier-protein] synthase activity
Source: RefSeq, a predicted model, not a curated record